Molecule: messenger RNA, 582 nt
Organism: Penaeus indicus
Lineage: Eukaryota; Metazoa; Arthropoda; Malacostraca; Decapoda; Penaeidae
Gene: Blos1
Product: biogenesis of lysosome-related organelles complex 1 subunit 1-like
Exons: 5
Coding region: 113-505 (130 amino acids)
Biological process (GO): endosomal transport
Cellular component (GO): BLOC-1 complex
Source: RefSeq, a predicted model, not a curated record
UAUUGGUAACGCUGGUCAGGUGUCAAGUGUCAGGAGUUUGUUUUGGUUUCACGUUAGUACGUGUUUGUGUCAAGUUUAUGGUAGCAUAGAUACUGCAGACUGAAUAGCCAGGAUGUUGUCGAGUAUGGUAAAAGAGCACCAGACAAGACAGCAGAAUCGGAAGGAAGAACAAGAAAGGCGAAGAAAGGAGGCUGUCCAAGCUAGCAGCAAUCUAACCCAGGCUCUGGUUGAUCAUCUCAAUGUUGGUGUUGCACAGGCUUACUUAAACCAAAAGAGGCUGGAUAGCGAGGCGAGCCAGCUUGAGCAAAAUGCGACUAACUUCCAGCGUCAAACAUCUCAGUGGUUGGGUCUCAUCUCCUCAUUUACCGAUUCCAUGAAAGAAGUGGGGCAUGUCCAGAAUUGGGCAACAACUAUUGAAUCUGACAUGAGGACAAUUUCCACCGCUUUGGAGUAUGCUUACAAAGUUGAACAGCAAGCAAGCACUGGAGGAGGAUCAGCUACAUAGUUUAUAUUAUGUUGCCAGAUUAAAUAUUAUUUUUCAAUGUUUAUAUUAUUACAUAAGUAAAGGUAUAUCCCAACCUG